AUGCAAAGAGAUGAAGAUAAAGAAGACGACAUGGAAGGAGAUGAAAAUGAAGAUGAAGAUCAAGAUCAAGAUCAAAUUGAAGAUGACGAUUGUGAAACUUUUAAUGAGGAUAGUGAUAAUAAUGAAAAAUAUGAGUUUGUUUAUUCUGGAAGAACGAUGGUUAAAAGGAAGCAUUCAAAACUGAGACCUAGAUCAACAAAUGCCUCUGGAAGUAUCUCUUUACCUAUAAAUGCCAGUGCAUUUAUUGAUAUAUCCAUUCAACCACAGAUGCAACGGAAGUAUAAUGAUGUGCCAUUUCAGACACCUUCUUUGUUGGGUGCAUCUGUAGAGCAAGUAGAAAAUGAGACAUCUACUCAUAAUUCUCAUAGAUCCCCAUCUACCGAUUUAGGUGCAAGUGUAGAUGACACAUCCUCAAGGUCAAGGAGUAGGGGGCUUAGUGUAGGAUUACAGACUCCUGUAGAUCCAUCCGAUAGAUUACAUAUAACUCCUAUUGGAGAGAGAAGUGUGGUGAUGAUUCAUCUUCUCAGCCAGAAUUCGAUCCGUAUGCUUGGACUGAAGCAAUUGGAGGGAUGGAGACUACACGCACUCACGUGUAUGGGUUUGGUACUCAGGUGCCUGCUACAGCUUUACUUACUGGAACACACAACAAUGUAGCAACAUCUGAGUCUGCAUGUGGCCUUAUCAACUCCAACGUUAAUAGUCUCGCAAUUGCAUUAGAAGAAAAAGUGAAAAAUCUUUCAAAAAACUUGGAUAAGAUACGUGAGGAAAUACAUAGGGAAAUACGUGAAGAAAUUAAGAAUGCAAUGGCGGAAAGCAUGACUGAAUUUAUGGCACGUAUAGAAACCAUGAUAAUGAGUAAUGUGCAUUCAAAACAAGGAGGUGUGAGACCUUUAAGCUAAAAUCUGGACAAGUAAGAACACAACAUUUCAUGAUAUGAUGUCUAUUUUUCACUGCUACACUUGGAUACUUUUUAGUAUAGUUGUUUAAUAACACAUUUAGCUUUAUUUUCAUAUGUAUUUAACUUUUUUAGACAUUGUGUGUUUAGGGUAAUUUUUAAUUAUAUGAUUUCGACUUUGAAUCUCGAUUUUUAAUGUGUGUUUCUUUUAUA
Theobroma cacao (cacao) is the source of this 1108-nucleotide messenger RNA. The record is from RefSeq and is a predicted model, not a curated record. Lineage: Eukaryota; Viridiplantae; Streptophyta; Magnoliopsida; Malvales; Malvaceae.